AUGAAGUCAGUCUCGGCCGCAGCACGCCCGCUGCAGCUGGCGGUCUCGCGGCGCGCAAGACCUUCGUUGGUCGGCAAAUCUAGCUUUAGAGCAGCAGCAGCAGCAGAAGAAACUCCUCGACGACGAUUUAUAGCUACGCAGACCUCACAGCCCCAAGGGCAUCAGCAGCAUCCAGACCCGCCGCCCGCGAUCGGGUUCGCGCCUCUCCCCAACCGCAGCCUGAUUGCCAUUGCCGGCGUCGACGCGCCCAAGUUCCUCCAGGGUCUGGUGACGGCCUCGAUUUACAAGCAGCCCGCCGCGCGGCCCGACGAGCCCCGGGAUGAGGGUUUCUAUACAGCCUUCCUGACGGCUCAGGGUAGAGUCCUGCACGACGUCUUUAUCCACCCGAACCCGCAAUUCCAUGGCCUCAGCGACGCCGUCAAGAGCAAGGGCCUGGCCCCGAACCACUCGUUUCUAGUCGAGGUGUCAAGGAGCCAGGUGGACGCGCUAUUUGCGCUCAUCAGGCGGUAUAAACUCCGGAGCUCGUUUGUGCAUCGAAAGGUCGAGCUCGAUGAAGCAUCGGUCUACUCGUACUGGAACGAACCAUUCUCGACUGAGGACAAAGGCAGCGGCAUGCCGGACGACCUGUCCAGGAAUGCUGCCGAGGCGUACAUUACGCACGAUUCGAGGGCGCCUGACCUUGGCUGGCGCGUUAUUACAAGUGGGAAGAGCGAGCUCCAAGUAGACGCGGAGCAGUGCCCGCGCAAGACGUACACGGUGCGGCGCUUUCUGCGCGGCGUGGCCGAAGGGCCCGGAGAAAUUAUACCCGACAAGACCCUUCCUCUCGAUGCCAAUAUCGACCUUAUGGGCGGCGUCGACUUCAGAAAGGGAUGCUACGUGGGACAGGAGCUUACGAUCCGGACCAAGCACCGAGGAGUGGUAAGAAAGCGGAUACUGCCGUGUGUGGUGUAUGGAGACGGCGAAUCCAGGCCGGAGGAGCUCGAGUACAAACCUACAGCACCGGGCCGACUCGGAGCAGAGAGCGUGCCGUCCAAGACGGACAUUGCACCCGUGAGCACCACGAAAAAGAGGUCAACAGGCCACUGGAUCAAUGGCAUUGGGAACAUUGGGCUGGCCAUGUGCCGACUGCAGCCCAUGACGGAUAUUGAACUGCCAGGGGAGAGUGCCGAGUCGCCUUCACCAUAUGACCCGAGCAAUGAGUUUAUACUCAAGUGGGAAACAGAGGGUGGCCAGCAGUUAAAGAUUCAACCCUUUGUGCCUGAUUGGAUCCGGGAGAAGAUCGCCCAAAGCGCCCAUAGUCGACCGGCGCAGUCAACAUAG
Pestalotiopsis fici W106-1 is the source of this 1320-nucleotide messenger RNA. RefSeq lists its product as uncharacterized. The coding region runs from base 1 to 1320 and encodes 439 amino acids. The transcript has a single exon. NCBI's taxonomy places the organism in Eukaryota, Fungi, Ascomycota, Sordariomycetes, Amphisphaeriales, Sporocadaceae. The record is from RefSeq and is a predicted model, not a curated record. Gene Ontology annotation, molecular function: protein binding. Gene Ontology annotation, cellular component: mitochondrial matrix.